Messenger RNA from Cetraspora pellucida, 324 nucleotides. The record is from the annotation of a GenBank genome assembly. NCBI's taxonomy places the organism in Eukaryota, Fungi, Glomeromycota, Glomeromycetes, Diversisporales, Gigasporaceae.
CCUAGUCCUGAUAUUAGACAGAUGAACAUUCACCAUUUUGGGUUUCAUAGAGGGUUGGGUUGUUUGGUUUGUGAUGGGAUCAGCAGUUUGCAAGAUGGUAGUAACACUAAGAAGUCUAUUAGUACAUUCAUCAAUGAUGGAAACCAAGGUGCUGUCUUUCAUUCUGAAAUAAUAAUGCAAAGGGUGGCUUGGUCUGCAAUUGUUUUGGAUAGUAUCUUGGAGAUAAAUAUCUAUAGAGGAUUGGCCUAUAGCAUUUUCUUGGGCCAGUUCUGUUUUAGAGCAUCUGUUGCAAAGACUGCUAGGUCUGGAAAUCUUGAGAAAUAA